AUGUUUCUUACUCGAUUUUUCGGGAGGAGAUUCUUGACGGCUGCAUCAACGAGAUCGGAGUCUACUACUGCAGCAGCAGCUGCUUCGACGAUUCGGACGGCCAAAAACCCGCUCGAAGAGUUCUUUGAGUUCGAUCGAAGCCAAGACGAAGAUAAACCUGUUGUCUACGGUCGAGGUUGGAAAGCUUCAGAACUUCGCCUCAAGUCGUGGGACGAUCUUCAGAAGCUGUGGUAUGUUCUUCUGAAAGAGAAAAACAUGUUGAUGACUCAGCGUCAGAUGCUUCAAGCCCAGAACAUGCAGUUUCCAAACCCUGAACGCAUUCCAAAGGUGAGGAGAUCAAUGUGCCGCAUAAAGCAUGUCCUGACCGAGAGAGCAAUUGAUGAACCGGAUCCCAGAAGAUCAGCUGAGAUGAAGAGAAUGCUACCAAGCAGUAAACUCGUGCGCGAAGUAUUACUUAGUAUUCAAGAGGCUCAAGAAGAUGGUAUUUUAUCCUUUGGAACUGGUCCAAUGAUUAUGACCGUUGUGUCUAGCAGUAGAAAAUGUUUGUUCGGUAGCUAUGCUCAUUUCUGUAAACCCAUGGUUGGUGUUUCAUUCAAGACACAUGUUGGCCACAGUUGA
Molecule: messenger RNA, 618 nt
Organism: Arabis nemorensis
Lineage: Eukaryota; Viridiplantae; Streptophyta; Magnoliopsida; Brassicales; Brassicaceae
Source: the annotation of a GenBank genome assembly